GAUCAAUUGCCAGCUUGUUUUUUCACGGAAGAAGAACACAAACAUUGCAUAAAAUUUGCAGACCAGCGUCGUUUUUAAUCAUUUCACCUGGACCAAGACAGUUGUAAGUUGGAAAUUAAAAAAAUGGAUUUUAUGCCGAUUUCUAUGUACCGCCCCGGGGGCUACCAACAGGCUACGCCUUUUAGAGAUCUUCUGUCGUACAUGUUACACGAUGAGCUUGGAAUGCCCGUCGGCUACCAACAACCUAGAAGGAGGGAGGCCCCAGAGAAAUGGCACAAGUCAUUCCGAAUGGACGGGUACCACCCCGACGAAGUUAAGGUCGCCGUGCAGGACGGUACGGUGCAGAUAAACGCCAGACACGAGAGGGGGGACGAGGAUAACAGAGACGUCCGCGAGUCUAGACGGACCCUCAGGAUUCCCCAGGGGGUGGACCAGAGUAAACUGCACUGCUUCAUGGACCACGACAACCAUUACGUCGUUGAGGCGCCAUUCUUGCCCCGGGAAGAGGAGCGUGAAGUGGAGGUGAAGGUCCAGGACGUGCCGGCCAUUACCCAGGGGAAGGAUGAAGAAAUGCAGGUGGCGGAGACAGGACAGGCCUUCAAGGAGAAUCUGGACCUGUCCGUGUUCGAGCCCGAUCACAUUAACGUCAAACGCAAGGGCAACGUCAUUUCCGUCAGCGCGGACCACGAUCGCGAAGAGGACGGGAUCAGAGUGAGGCGCAGCUUCUGUCGGGAGUUCACCGUGCCUGAGGACAUGGACUGCAGUCAGGUCCAAGUCUGCCGCGACCCCCAGGGCCACCUGACCAUCAUGGCCCCACCCAGGGAGGAGGAGGAAGAGAAGUAAUUAUCACGUGACGUCUGCAUGCGUGAGCAACAGUGAAUGUUCUGUAUUUUGAUGUUUUGUGCCAUAUUCUAUACAAAGUGACAUAAUAGCAAUUUGCAACCGGUGACAUUGAACAGUUUAUUGGAUCAUUAUGGAUCAUUACCUUAAUACUUCUUUAGCAAAUUAGUAAAACUUUUGUAAUUUUCAGUAUUUGUCAUAGUAGUUGCUCAUUAGUACGAUUGUGUUUGAUAGAAAUAAUUUUGUUGUGAGAAGUACUCUGUAUAUUGUGUUAAAUUAACAUCACAAUAAUUGGUUUGGUUCGAAAUUAAACCAGUUCAUUAAGAAAA
Molecule: messenger RNA, 1169 nt
Organism: Saccostrea cuccullata (small rock oyster)
Lineage: Eukaryota; Metazoa; Mollusca; Bivalvia; Ostreida; Ostreidae
Product: heat shock protein beta-1-like
Exons: 1
Coding region: 124-843 (239 amino acids)
Biological process (GO): response to heat; protein refolding
Cellular component (GO): cytoplasm; nucleus
Source: RefSeq, a predicted model, not a curated record